Molecule: messenger RNA, 2113 nt
Organism: Grus americana (Whooping crane)
Lineage: Eukaryota; Metazoa; Chordata; Aves; Gruiformes; Gruidae
Gene: TSPAN13
Product: tetraspanin 13
Exons: 6
Coding region: 512-1123 (203 amino acids)
Cellular component (GO): membrane
Source: RefSeq, a predicted model, not a curated record
GGGCCGAUGCCCUGGGCCCGGCCGGGGCCGCGGGCAGCUCCCCGCGGGCAGCUCCCCGCAGGCCGCCCGCGUUCCACCGCCCCAAGGCUGGCGAGGCCCCAGCGGCCUUCGCAACAAUAGAGAGGAAGAAAAGGCGGGGGGGGGCUGACACCGCCCCCGAUGAAAACUGCCCGAGAGGCCGGGUUGAGUCCCUGCGGUGAGGCCGGAACGAAGCCCAACCCUCCACUGCCCGCAGAUAACGGGUGACGGGGCCGGCGGGCAGGGCCGCCGCUAACCUCCCAGCCCCCUCCGCGCUCCUCAUUUGCAUGUCUUUACCUUUGCGCCCGGGAGCGGCCAAUCAGCGGGCGCGGCGGCGGGCACCGCUCACCUGCUGCGGCCGCGCCCGCUCGCUGGCGGGGGGCGGGGCGGCAGCCUCCUGCUGCGCGGUUCCCCGGCGGCGGCGGCGGCGGCGGCAGCGGCAGUAGUAGUAGUAGUAGUGGCGGCGGCGGUGGACGGUGGCAGCAGCGGCGCGAUGGUGUGCGGGGGCUUUGCCUGCUCCAAGAAUUGCCUCUGCGCCCUCAACCUGCUCUACACGCUGGUAAGCCUGCUGCUGAUUGGAAUUGCGGCAUGGGGAAUCGGCUUUGGCCUCAUCUCUAGUUUCAGAGUUGUUGGCGUGGCAAUUGCAGUAGGAAUCUUCCUCUUCCUUAUUGCCUUAGUCGGAUUGAUCGGUGCAGUGAAACAUCACCAAGUAUUGCUGUUCUUUUACAUGAUUAUUCUUUUGCUAGUCUUUAUUGUCCAGUUUUCUGUCUCCUGUGCCUGUUUGGCACUAAACAAGGAACAGCAGAGUCAACUUCUAGAGGUGGGAUGGAAUAACACUAACAGCGCGAGAACAGAUAUUGAGAGAAAUCUGAAUUGUUGUGGAUUCAGAGUUUUUGAUCUGAAUGAAACCUGCUCCUCUGAUUGUUUUAGAAGUCGCCAGUGUCAACCAUGUGCACCGAUAAUAGAAGAAUAUUCUGGAAUGGUGCUGAGAUUUGUUGGAGGCAUAGGACUCUUCUUCAGUUUCACAGAGAUUCUGGGAGUCUGGCUGACAUAUAGAUACAGGAACCAAAAGGAUCCCCGUGCAAACCCUAGUGCGUUUCUUUGAUAAGUUUAUAAAGGACUAAAUCAUCUCUCUGCACCCUCUACUUCAAAAUACUGAUUCGCCAUAAUAGGGAUUCUACAUGUACCCAAAAGAAAACUUUAUUCCCAUAAGAAAUUUGUAGUUUUCAUAUUUAAUUUCCCACUUUUUUUUCUUUCUAAAAAUCUUUAUCUUGAAGUAGACUGGUGCAUUCAGUAGCUGGGCAGAGCCAGACUGCUGCUCUGAGCUGGUUAAAUAACUCUGUUAAGACUUUGGUAAUUGAUGUAGUGAACUCUAUACAGUGAGUUUUGUAGCACUACUGGCUUCUCUGGUGUUCAAAAAAACCCAAAAGUAUUUUCUGCUGUAUUCAUUGAUUACAAUAAUGACAUGAUUUUUCAUUAAAAUGACAAAAAUAUAUGGUGGAUGAUGUACUGUAUGAUUUGACUAGGCUUUAGGAUGAACUCUAGUCAGCUUUUUCACCUUUAUAAUGGCGUCCUACUUUCCUGUUAAGGUAAUAAUAGAAGCUAAAGAUGUUUUCUGUAGUGCACAUAAAUGUAUGUUAAUGACUACUGUAGUCUUCACUUCUCCCCUUCCCUGUUUGUUUUGGCAUUCUGGUAGCUUUAGAAUUUUGUUGAGAAUAAAAAUAAUUCUUUCCUUUUUAAUGGAUAUCUUCAUCAUGAGAACAAUGAAUGAAGAAAACAAGGAGAAUGUAAUCUGCAGCUGAUUAACUUGAAACUUCUUUGACAAGUGAAUGAAGUUUGGUAUUUGCACAUCAGAAUCAAUAGCGGUCUGUCAUCUUUAAUGUAAGAACCUGGAAAGUUGUUGUACAGCUAUUUUUUCAGAUGGUGUAAAAUUAUUGUUGUAAUAACUCAGCAGUGUAUAUUCCUCUGUCAUCCAGUGAAGUCUUGAUUUUGUGAGAGAUUGAAUGAUGGUGUAAAAAAGAAAGUGAUGGUUUCCAGUAGUUUGAUUUAAAAAAAAAAAAAAAAAGAAAAGAAUUAAAGUUAUAACAGUACAUUA